This is a messenger RNA of Fusarium coffeatum, 558 nucleotides long. RefSeq lists its product as uncharacterized. The record is from RefSeq and is a predicted model, not a curated record. NCBI's taxonomy places the organism in Eukaryota, Fungi, Ascomycota, Sordariomycetes, Hypocreales, Nectriaceae. Gene Ontology annotation, biological process: regulation of protein localization; endosome organization. Gene Ontology annotation, cellular component: endosome; BLOC-1 complex. The coding region runs from base 1 to 558 and encodes 185 amino acids. The transcript is spliced from 3 exons.
AUGUCUUCCCACUACACUUCUGCGGGCUACUCCAUGCCUCUUCCCGUUCCCUCUAAGGGCUCCCACUACCCCACCUACAGUCAAUAUUCCGUCUCGCCUCCGGAAUGUGAUGACUCGGUUAGCUCUGCCUCGGGCAUCCCCUCUUACAGCAAUGGUGGAUACUCGGCUACCUCGUCCGGCUACACAUACUCUGGCGGAUACGGCGACUAUGAGAGCACUCGCUCUGCUAGUGGCGUGGACUUCCAGGAGUACAUGCAGGACCGCUUUGCCAACUCGUUUGACCCAAUUCCUCUUGACCGCAGCAUGGCCAUGCAGGCUCAGACAUCCGGAAAGAUGAAUGCCAAACACAGAGAGCUCAUGGAGCUACAGAAGAAGGCACAAGCUCGCCUUGCAAAGACACGCGAGCGCUUCCAGGAGGGUAUGCGCGACGCCCAUGAGGUUCGCAGCGACCUUGAGUGGACACAAAAGAAAGUUGGUUCGCUGAAGACAAAGGCUUCUCGCAAGCACGGCAAGGAGUACAGCAAGGCUCGCGCCCGAUACCCGUCGCCUGAGAACUAG